UCUCGACCUUUUCGGCAGACCUCAAAACGGCUUUUCGACGUCACAUAUCAGAGCCUGCACCACAACAUUCAAUCAGAUUCUCAUUUGAACCCCCUGAGCCAACCUUGAAACGAGCCCUGAAACGGAUAUUCAACGAUUCCACCUCGCCCUGCUUUGUCCUGAGUGUACGAUAUUCGCGACAUCGCCCCUCUCCACAGCCUAAUUUCCUCCGCAUGAAACAAAAUCUCCAGCCGACAAACCACACCGACCCUUUCCUCUGAGAAACAACACCUCAUCUGCGUCGGCGUCAUUCCUGGUGAGGCCGGGUCCUGUCUAUUCUGGUUUCUCGACCGCCUUUUACCAGGGCCUCACUUCGGUAUCUCCUCGACUCAAAACGUCCUCUUUGUCCGAAUUACUUUGCCGCCACUCGAAACCGAUGCGAGAACUACUCCUUUACCGCUGCGAAUCAUGUCUGGAAAAUAUUCUGUCGAAGAUCUGUUGAAGCUGCGGGCAUCGCCGCUCAUAUGUAAACCUCCAAAUCUACCGCCCAUAGAGGAAUGGAUGGGUGCACAAGAACUGAGUGGCAGAAGGCCUAUAGCUCGAGGAGUCAAAGAAGACCAACCUGCACAAAGUGACCCCUUUCAGAAAAGACCGACCAUUAUUGAUACCCAGCGUCGAACAGCUACGGAUCCCGACCGCAUAGUUCUUGGUCCUCCCCGACGAUCAUUCGCCUCCAAUGCCCGCGCCGUCAGCAAAUCGCAAGAUCUAGCAGAUGAUUCGGGGAACACCAAGGACCGAUCAACGUUAAUCGACAAAUCCAGAAAUGGCGAAGAGUCCGAGUCCCGGCACCAUGAGCGGAGGUAUACCCAAACAAAUGGUCGCUACGGCAAUCGUCAAGAGAGCGAAGAACUGGAGACUGAAGGUCGUCGUGACUAUGAGCGCAGACCAAAAUGGGGAGGGAGAGACAGGAAUGAUCAAGACCUAGAAACCGAACAGGACGAUACGCCACGCGGAUUCCGGAGGGAGACACAGUCGAGGGCGAGGCUAUCACAGUCAUGGUUCAAAAAGGAUAACGGAGAUGCUGAGGACGACAAAACACCUGACUGGCGUCGUGAUCGGGGCAGGGACCGUGACUGGGACAGAGAGCGCGCUGCCAAAGUGGAGGCGGAACCCGAAUGGAUGGACUCAACAGAACCCGAGGAACCGUUUCAAGCCCGUACCCAGGAGGACUUCCAGCGUUGGAAAGAAAGGAUGAAGGCCGGCAGCACAGCACCAGCUGACAAGGUUGAGACAGCUGCUACCAGUCCACCAGCGGAGGAGAAAUCAGUCAAGAGGGUCGUUUCUGCCGAGCCAGAUGACUCGAUGGACAAGUUCUUCGCCAGAUUCGAGUCCAAGACGACAGAACAGAAGGCCGGGCCAGCCAAGUCACAUGGGAAAACACGUUUUGCAUCGCUGUUUAGUCCUGCAACGGAACAAAACAAGCAGAUUGAAUUUCCUGCUCAACCAUCCUUCUCAGAAAGACCCUCCUCCGCCCAAGCAACAGCCUCAACAGCCUCGGCGACGAAUGCUGAUCAAGCCGGAUUUGCUCGCAUUCUUGAAAUGUUGCAGACACGAAGUAACAACCCCACUCCUCAAAAUCAAGAGGCAUCGAAACCGAGAACGCCACUAUAUGCGAGGGCAGCCGAGCCAAAGACCGAACCUGAACCGAAACCCCCUACGCCUACUCUUUGGGGGUUAUUGUCAGGCCAGUCGGGAGGUCAAGCGCAACCGCCUGAGCAGAUCCACGCAGCUGCAUCUCAGGAAAGAUAUAUAGAGAACAAAUCGCCAAGCGAGCAGCCUACGCACACACGACAGCAGUCCAGCAUCACCAAAGAUGAAGUACUCUUGACUUUGCUCCGUCAAGCCACUCUAGCGCCAAAACCGCAACCACCGCCUCCUACCGGAGGGGGAAUGUUUGGACUACCUCCGGAGCCCAGCAACCGUGCGGCGCAACAAAGAGGGCCGGUGAUUUCGCCCAUCCAGGCACAACAAGAUCCAAUAAUGGCACAACGAAGGGAGCCGAGAGGCCCAAUAUUCGAUGAGUCACCCAUUGCCAUGUACCAAAGCGAACAGAUACAGCGCGAACAACCUGCCCGAAGGCCGACCAACGGCACGCAGCCCGCGUAUUCGGUCGAUCCUCUGAUGGCGCUUCUGGGUGGCCAAGCACCUCCACACAGACCAAUGCAGCCAACACAACCACCUCAAGCCCUUCCUCCUGGCCUUCAGCGACCUCCUGGACUCGACCAGAUGCCACGACAAAACCCAAGCUGGCCUCCUCAACAGCCACAGCAACCACCACAGCCUUCGCGCCAGCCGUCCCUCCCUCCCGGCUUGGCGAACCUGCCCCGAGGUAUGUCAGGGCCACCAUAUAGUCAGCCUCAGCAAAUCCCGACUCUACCGACUCUACCGCAACAGCAGCGGCCUCAGCAACCACAGCCACAACGAAAAUACACCGCAGAGUCUUCUGGAAUGCCACCAAACCUUCCUCCGGGUAUGUACCCUCCUCCAGGCUUCAUGAAUGCAGGCCCUCCGCCAGGCUUUCCAAGCGGACUGGCAAAUCAUCCCGCUGCUAGGUACGGGGGGGAUCCAGCAGCCCAACAGCGGGCUUUCAUGGAGAUGUAUGGUGAAGUUGGCGGUAGAGGACUGGGACUGAGGGGUGGUGCCGGGAAUUCAGGGAUGCCGCCGUAUCGGUGAGGAGGGAAGGCGGAGCUGGGGACAAGUUUACCAGCGUGGGUUCUUUCCGGGGAAAAGAGAUGAAAGCGACAGCGAAGGCGACAACAAAGCGACUGGCAACGGCACGGGACGGAGCGAUUUGCAAGAACUUGCAAAAAAAUAAAACCAACUGCAGCGGUGAGCAUCGGCCAGCGCAACGGACCUUUUGAGGGAAGAGUUGUCGCCAGCACCGCUCACCGAAGCUUCUGGUGAAGACGGAUGCGAGCGACCCAGGGAUGCGAUCGAAACCACCAGUGCGGCGAGGACAAGGACUGUACGUAGCGCAUUCAUUCUGGACUCACAGAACAUGCAGCCCGAGGCAAAGUUUGAACUGCGACGGCGAGAGAACACCGAGUGCCCAGUACUUAUUUGACGGGACAGAAUCAGGCGUGCUGAUAUCCACGAUGGGGACAGGGAGAGGAUCAAUCGCAAUUCGAGAAGCGGAGGAAGUAGCAAUGCAAAGUCAAUUGUUCUUCUGUCUCUCCUUCUGUUUCUCCUACAAAGGCUCGCCCAGCGUGAUCGCUCAGUUAAGAUGGCUUACCUCCCACUGCUCGAUAGUGUGGAUAUUUAGUCAUGCCCAAGCUCAAUAGAACUCGGUUG
This is a messenger RNA of Cladophialophora immunda, 3330 nucleotides long. RefSeq lists its product as uncharacterized. NCBI's taxonomy places the organism in Eukaryota, Fungi, Ascomycota, Eurotiomycetes, Chaetothyriales, Herpotrichiellaceae. The transcript has 3 exons. The record is from RefSeq and is a predicted model, not a curated record. The coding region runs from base 448 to 2712 and encodes 754 amino acids.